CCACCCAGGUGUCUCUUCCACCGCUCCAGACCAUGGAUGGCUCCUUCGUGCAGCACAGCGUCAGGGUCCUGCAGGAGCUUAACAAGCAGCGAGAGAAGGGCCAGUAUUGCGACGCCACCCUGGAUGUAGGAGGCCUCGUGUUCAAAGCCCACUGGAGUGUUCUGGCCUGCUGCAGCCACUUUUUCCAGAGCCUCUAUGGGGAUGGCUCAGGGGGCAGUGUUGUCCUCCCUGCUGGCUUCGCUGAGAUCUUUGGCCUCCUGCUCGACUUUUUCUACACUGGACACCUUGCCCUCACCUCGGGGAACCGAGAUCAGGUGCUCCAGGCAGCCAGGGAGUUGCGAGUGCCAGAGGCUGUGGAACUGUGCCAGAGCUUUGAGCCCCCAAACUCAGGGGGACAGGCCCCGAAUGGCCAAGGUGGGUUGGAGAAACCUGCCUCCCCAGGUGAGAGCAGCUGCCUCAAGGAGUCAGCAGCAGACUUGGAGGAAGAGGAAGUUGGAAAGACAAUGGGUGAGGCCCCCAGGGGCCAGGAGCCCAGCAACAGUCACAGUGCUCAGAAGCCCUUGCUGGGUCCUUCUGCUCAGAAUGAAAGCCCUUCCUUCCUCCGUGGGAAUGUCAAGCAGACCCUGAAGCUUGGAUCCCCAGAGGACAAGGAGCCUGAGGACUGCAAAGUGCCCCCAAGACCUUUCGAGGCUGAAGGUGCCCAGCUGCAGGGUGGGAGUCACGAGUGGGAAGUGGUGGUCCAAGUGGAGGAUGAUGGGGAAGGUGAUUACGUGUCUGAGCCUGAGACUGUGUCUGCUAAGACGAAGUCCGAUGUAAUCACAAAGGCCUGUGCAGCUGAGCCGGCCCUGGGCUUAGGCUCCCUGGUGGCCGAGCCCAUGGAGAAUAGAAGAGGUACAGUGGGACCAGUCGAAUGCCCCACUUGUCACAAAAAGUUCCUCAGCAAAUACUAUCUGAAAGUCCACAACAGGAAGCAUACUGGAGAGAAACCCUUUGAAUGUCCCAAAUGUGGGAAGUGUUACUUCCGGAAGGAGAACCUCCUGGAGCAUGAAGCCCGGAACUGUAUGAACCGCUCAGAACAGGUCUUCACGUGCUCUGUGUGCCAAGAGACCUUCCGUCGGAGGAUGGAGCUGCGAGUGCACAUGGUGUCCCACACAGGGGAGAUGCCCUACAAGUGUUCCUCCUGCUCCCAGCAGUUCAUGCAAAAGAAGGACUUGCAGAGCCACAUGAUCAAGCUGCAUGGAGCUCCUAAACCCCAUGCCUGUCCCACCUGUGCCAAGUGCUUCUUGUCGAGAACAGAGCUACAGCUGCAUGAGGCCUUCAAGCAUCGUGGUGAGAAGCUGUUCGUGUGCGAGGAGUGUGGGCACAGGGCCUCCAGCCGCAACGGUCUGCAGAUGCACAUCAAGGCCAAGCACAGGAAUGAGAGGCCCUAUGUCUGUGAGUUCUGCAGCCAUGCCUUCACCCAGAAGGCCAACCUCAACAUGCACUUACGCACGCACACAGGGGAGAAGCCCUUCCAGUGCCACCUCUGUGGCAAGACCUUCCGAACCCAAGCCAGCCUGGACAAGCACAACCGUACCCACACUGGCGAGAGGCCCUUCAGCUGUGAGUUUUGUGAGCAGCGCUUCACCGAGAAGGGGCCACUCCUGCGACACGUCGCCAGUCGCCACCAGGAGGGCCGGCCUCACUUCUGCCAGAUCUGUGGGAAAACCUUCAAAGCCGUGGAGCAGCUGCGUGUGCAUGUCAGGAGGCACAAAGGAGUGAGGAAGUUCGAGUGCACAGAGUGUGGCUACAAGUUCACUCGGCAGGCUCACCUUCGGAGACACAUGGAGAUCCAUGACCGAGUGGAGAACUAUAACCCGCGGCAGCGGAAACUCCGGAACCUGAUAAUUGAGGACGAGAAGAUGGUGGUGGUGGCUCUCCAGCCACCCGCCGAUUUGGAGGUGGGCUCAGCCGAGGUGAUCGUGGAGUCCCUGGCCCAGGGUGGCUUGGCCUCCCAGCUCCCUGGCCAGAGACUGUGUGCAGAUGAGAACUUUGCUGGCCCAGGUGUCAUGGAGCCCUCACUCAUCAUCACAGCUGCCAUUCCUGAGGACUCGGACACGUAGUCCACCCUGCCACUGUGGCCCCAUCUCCAAAUAAACCACAUGACUUUGGACU
Molecule: messenger RNA, 2154 nt
Organism: Elephantulus edwardii (Cape elephant shrew)
Lineage: Eukaryota; Metazoa; Chordata; Mammalia; Macroscelidea; Macroscelididae
Gene: ZBTB48
Product: zinc finger and BTB domain containing 48
Exons: 10
Coding region: 33-2102 (689 amino acids)
Biological process (GO): regulation of transcription by RNA polymerase II
Molecular function (GO): RNA polymerase II cis-regulatory region sequence-specific DNA binding; DNA-binding transcription factor activity; protein binding
Source: RefSeq, a predicted model, not a curated record